AGUUAUUUGCCACGCUGUGUCUUUCUCCUUCUUCAUCCCCCUCUCCCUCUCUCGAACAAAAUCAUAAAACCGCCAGCUCUAACUCCCUUCCUCGGACCGAACAAAAACCCCUCUCUUCUCUUCUCCCUCAGAAUCCAAGGUUGUCCCCCUGCGUGUAUAAUUUAGCAGUUCCGUUUCAUACUUUUCCGGUCAUCGAAGCCGAACCUCGGUUGAGAAGAGAAACGACUAGUCACAUAUACGCGUGUUUACUUUGCGAUCGAGAAUGGUCCGAGUGAGCAACGUCCUGAUUGGGACCCUCAACGUCCUCUCCGCCACCCUCUCCCUCAGCGCUAUCGCGAUCUCACUUUACUUCCGCUUCCAUGGCGGCUCCGAGUGCCAUAAGUUCAUCGAGACCCCUCUACUCAUCACAGGCGUAGUAAUGUUCGUGGUGUCGAUAAUGGGAAUAAUGGGGUCGUGCGGGAAGAUGAACCUCUUCCUCUAUCUCUACCUGACGGUUCUGUUCCUCUGCAUCUUGGGGCUGAUUGCCUUCACUGUGUUUGCCUUUAUCGUGACGAAUGAGGGGGCUGGCAAGGCCAUCUCAGGCCGGGGCUACAAGGAGCAUAAGACCGGGGACUACUCUAACUGGAUGCAGAAUCACAUCGUGAAUGGGAAACGAUGGGACCGGAUUAAGAGCUGCUUGGUCGAGACCCAUGUCUGCAGCAAGCUGGCCAAGCAAGGUGGCCUCACCAUAGCUGAAUUUGACAAGAAGAAACUCUCUCCGAUCGAGUCGGGCUGCUGCAAGCCUCCGGGAGAGUGCGGGUUCGAGUUCAAGAAUGCAACCAACUGGGUAGUUCCCAAGUCGGGACUUGCCGUGCCCAACAGCGACUGCAAGACCUGGAGCAACCAGCAGAACGCGCUAUGCUACGACUGUGACUCCUGCAAGGGAGGCUUCCUCGGAAACAUAAAGCAGGAGUGGAGGUACCUCCUCUUCUUUAACAUUGGCACGAUCGUCUUCGUCGCCAUCAUCUACAGCACGGGCUGCUGUGCCUCCCGGAACAACAGGAAGGAUCGCAAGUACGAAAAAUACAGAGGAGUAUACGCAUGAGACUCAUUUUCAUUUCGAUUGCGUGGUCUCUGUCUCAUAGUUGUCUCUGUUAAGUAGAUGCCUCAUAUUUGUUCACUGAAGUAAAUUCGUUUACUUCGUUUUGUUUCUUCAUCAUUUUGAUUUACAUUUGACUGUUGAUUCGCGAAGCACACAAUGAACAAUCGCAAUUGUCUAAC
Messenger RNA from Punica granatum (pomegranate), 1260 nucleotides. The record is from RefSeq and is a predicted model, not a curated record. Lineage: Eukaryota; Viridiplantae; Streptophyta; Magnoliopsida; Myrtales; Lythraceae.